Molecule: messenger RNA, 696 nt
Organism: Cooperia oncophora
Lineage: Eukaryota; Metazoa; Nematoda; Chromadorea; Rhabditida; Trichostrongylidae
Source: the annotation of a GenBank genome assembly
AUGAAUCAAAUUCAGCGAGUGCCGAUUCCGUUCGUUCCGAUUCCGCCCAUUCUAGAAGGCAGGUUCAGUCCACUGGAGCCUUACUUUCCUCAUCACAUCAGAGAUAUUCCACACGGAGAAAAAGGUACAAAAGAAGAUCAUGCAGCGGAAAAGCGACGAUUCAGUGCGCUGCUUCUGGAUAUGAAACAACGCUGGAAAUCAAGAGCAAAGGAAGCUGGGACCGAUUACAAUCUUCUCAGCUGGUUAGAGAAGAAGUGCUUUGCGUCAAAGGCAAAUGGUACACAAGAAACGGCCAGAGAUUCAACAAGAAACCGUCCGCCAACUGCUGGACCUGCUUCUCCAACCAAGAAACCGCCGCCAACUGCUGGACCUGCUUCUCCAACCAAGAAACCGCCGCCAACUGCUGGACCUGCUUCUCCAACCAAGAAACCGCCGCCAACUGCUGGACCCGCUUCUCCAACCAAGAAACCGCCGCCAACUGCUGGACCUGCAUCUUCCACAGUGAAGCCGUCACCAACUGCAGCAAAUGCAUCUUCUACAGUGAAGCCGUCGCCAACUGCAGCAAAUGCAUCUUCUACAGUGAAGCCGUCACCAACUGCAGCAAAUGCAUCUUCUACAGUGAAGCCGUCGCCAACUGCAGCAAAUGCAUCUUCUACAGUGAAGCCGUCACCAACUGCAGCAAAUGCAUCUUCUACA